Bacidia gigantensis is the source of this 372-nucleotide messenger RNA. RefSeq lists its product as uncharacterized. Lineage: Eukaryota; Fungi; Ascomycota; Lecanoromycetes; Lecanorales; Ramalinaceae. Gene Ontology annotation, cellular component: U6 snRNP; spliceosomal tri-snRNP complex; U2-type prespliceosome. The transcript has 2 exons. Gene Ontology annotation, biological process: mRNA splicing, via spliceosome; nuclear-transcribed mRNA catabolic process. The record is from RefSeq and is a predicted model, not a curated record. The coding region runs from base 1 to 372 and encodes 123 amino acids. Gene Ontology annotation, molecular function: RNA binding.
AUGUCCGAACGCGCCCCCAUUCGUGGCGGCCGUAACCCCCAUGCACGCGGAGGCGCCAAAUCCUCUGCUGGCCCCGCGGGCCAGUCAGAGAAGCCGAAAAAGGAGAACAUACUGGACCUGAGCAAGUACAUGGACAAAGGCAUUCGAGUGAAGUUCAAUGGGGGGCGGGAAGUUGAGGGCGUGUUGAAAGGAUAUGAUCAAUUGAUGAAUUUGGUGCUAGACGAAGUCAAAGAGGUUUUGAGGGAUGAUGAGGGAAAUACAUCGCAUCGGAGCCUAGGCUUGAUCGUCGCGCGGGGUACUCUAUUGGUCUUGAUCAGUCCAUUGGAUGGCAGUGAAGAGAUUGCAAAUCCUUUCGUGCAGCAGGAGGAUUAG